CGAUAAAUUAGUUCUUGGAUCGGGCCUUGCUCAGUGCGUUGCUCCGUACCUUGAUGAACAGACUGGAAAAGCAGUCCCCUGAGUUGAUACACCUUGCAGUUGCAGAUCAAGAGGGCUUAUGUUUAAAGCUAAACCAGUGGAGGGAAAUACUUGUCAUGUUUAUCCAUUCUAUCGACAUAAAGAUGAAGGAAAAGGAGUUACUCUCGGACAUGAAUGUGAAAAUAUGGCUGGAUGACGUCAGAGAAUUGGCUGAUGAUGUGGAGGAGAUCCUGGAUGAGAUUGCCAAUCAAGCUUUAAUGGCUCCAAGACAGACUAUCACAGGUAGGAAAUGGUUCCCGGGCUUCAUCUCUGCUUAUUUCACAGGUUUGAUGAAAUCAAGUGUGGUUACCGCGUUUUAUGAUAGUCUGAGUUCCAAAAUAUCAGAUACAAGUAGCCGACUGGAAAAACUCAAUACCAAAAGGUAUGCACUUGGAUUACAGAUAGUGGUUUUUACUGUUCAAAGUUGUGGUGAUGGACCAAUGGAAUGGUUUAGGCCAUUGCCAACCAAAACUAUCUAUGACAGAGACAAUGAUAAAAUGAAAAUACUUGAAAUGCUGCUAAUGGGUGAAGCAAGUAAUCAUACCAACUUUAGUAUAAUACCCAUUAUCAGCGUUGCAGAAAUUGACAGAGCACGGUUGGCUCGACUUGUGUAUGAUGAUAAGGCAGUGAAGGACUUCAAACCAAGAGCCUGGGUUUCUGGUUCCAAAGAUUCUGAUGUUUUGAAAAUCUCCAAGGCGAUUCUGGAAUCGAUCACCUCUCAAUCCUGCGAUCUAGAGGAUUUAAAUGAGGUACUGGUUGAACUGAAAGAAGCUAUCAUUGGUAAUAAAUUUUUGUUUGUCUUAGAUGAUGUUUUGACGAAGAAUUAUGGUUUGUGGGAAACUCUAAAGUCUUCUUUUAUGGCUGGAGCUCCAGGAAGCAAGAUAAUAGUGACAACCUGCAGAGUAGAUAUUGAGUUCCCAAUCGAUCUCAAUAUUCAACCUUAUACAUUAGGGGAAUUGUCGAAUGAAGCUUGCUGGUCCUUGUUCAAGAUGCAUGCAUUUGAUCGGGAGGAUAGUGGUGUUUACAAAAAUUUAGAAUUAAUUCGUGAGAAAGUUUUGGAUAUGUGUAAAGGUUUACCUUUAGCAGCAAGAAUUCUUGGUGGCCUUCUGCGUUUUGAGAGUCGAGAUUUGAAUGGGAAGAAGUAUUGAACAAAGAAAUAUUUGAUUUAGCAGAAGAUAAUGAGAUUCUUCCUUUCCUCAAAUUAAGCUAUGACUAUCUUUCUUCAUCUUUCAAAAGGUGUUUUGCGUAUUGUGCGAUUUUGCCUAAGGAUUAUGAAUUCGACAAAGAAGAACUUGUUUUUCUAUGGAUGGCAGAAGGUCUUAUUGGAGGACCACUAGAGUAUCAGCAAGUGGAGUAUCAGUCAUGGGACAAUGAUCAAAUGGAAGAUAGAGGCAGUAAGGUUUUCCAAGAGCUAUUGGAAAGGUCUCUCUUCCAACAUUCAAGUAGUCAUGCUUCCAAAUUUAGAAUGCAUGACCUCAUCAAAAGUAUGGCACGAUGGAUUUGUGGAGAAACAGAUUUUAGAGAUGAUGUGUUGGGGGUCAAUAACCAACCGAGAAGAUUCAGAAGGGCUUGUCAUUCUGACACUUCAGCUAGUUGUGAUGGGAAAAAUAAAUUUGAGCUAUACUAUGAUGUUGAGCGCUUACGGACAUUUCUUCCGGGACUCAUACGUGGUGAUGAUACCCAUUACAUUACUGAUGUGCUUCUUUCUGAUUUGCUACCAAAGUUUAAAAGACUGAGGGCGUUAUCUUUGGAAAAGCAACAUAUUACUCGGUUACCCCAUUCUGUUGAAGGUUCGAGAUAUCUAAGAUAUGUCAACCUUUCUGACACUAUGAUCUCAAGGUUACCUGAUUCAAUAUGUUCGCUACACAUGUUGCAAAUUUUGCUAUUAAGAGAUUGCUCUCAUCUGGUAGAGUUGCCUUCCAAUCUGAGGAAUUUGAUCAAUCUACGACACCUUGACAUUACAGGAUUCAACUUAAUAAGGGAAAUGCCGCUGGGAAUGAAAGAGUUGAAAUGUCUUAGAGCAUUACUCAAUUUUAUUGUUGGCAAAGGUGUGGGAUCUGAUUUGAAAGACGUGGAGAGCUUAAAAUAUCUUCGUGAGCUUUACAUUUCAGGAUUAAACAAUGUAACUGGUUCAUAGGAUACAAAGGACUCCAUAUUAGUUGAUAGGAAGAGUCUAAAAGUGCUGGUAUUAGAGUGGGGUUCUCAAUUGGAUGACACACGAGAUGAGUUAGUUGAAGAAAAGGUACUGGCCAUGCUACAAACUCACCAAAAUCUGAAAGAACUCACAAUCAAAGGCUACGGUGGCACAAGAUUUCCAUCUUGGGUUGGAGAUCGAAAAUAUUUUAACAUAGUGGUCUUAACAUUGGAAAGAUGUGAAAAGUGCACAGUCUUGCCUCCCCUUGGAUGCUUGUCCUCACUUGAGCGCCUCACCAUCAAAGGAAUGACAAGAAUAAAAAGGAUAGGUUCUGAGAUUUUUGGAACUCUGGUGAACUCGCUGAAGACUCUAUGUUUUGAGGAUUUGCCAGAAUGGGAGCAUUGGGAUCCUGUUGGAGGAAAUAAGCGGGUUCACCCAUUCUUUUGCUUGUGCGAGCUAUCCCUUGUGAAAUGCCCCAAACUCAGUGGAAAAUUACCUGAAUUUCAUCAGGUUACUUUGCUGUGUAAACUUACAAUUCAGGAAUGUGGGCGGUUAGUGGUUUCGUUCCUAAACGUCCCACUGUCUUGCGAAGUAACGAUAGAUGGAGGCAAGAUGCUGUGCGGUAGUCAAACUUCACUCCAAGAAAACGAAGGAUUAUGUGAGUAAUUAAUUGCGUGAAUACUAUGUUGAAUUGGAGGAAGGCAAUAUUGAUGUCUAAAGUUUGUGUGUUUUUUAUUGAAUAAAUCUUAAAGACUCUGCUUCUUUUUCUUUUCGGUGCACUUUCGAUGGAAUAUCAUCUGUGUGUGUUUAUUUUGAAUCUUUAUAAUAAUGUAAAAGACUCAUUUUUACUUUUUUGUUUCUAUGCACUUUUCAUCGAUAUCACAUUGAGGAUUUUAUUUCAGAGCAG
Pistacia vera is the source of this 3119-nucleotide messenger RNA. RefSeq names its product putative disease resistance RPP13-like protein 1. Gene Ontology annotation, molecular function: ADP binding. The record is from RefSeq and is a predicted model, not a curated record. Gene Ontology annotation, biological process: defense response to other organism. The coding region runs from base 54 to 1226 and encodes 390 amino acids. The transcript is spliced from 2 exons. Lineage: Eukaryota; Viridiplantae; Streptophyta; Magnoliopsida; Sapindales; Anacardiaceae.